AUGAAGAAAAAAAAUGUUAAUAAAAGCAGUACAUUUGAGCAUAAUGGAAAAGAAGAAGGCAAUCAUUUAAAAAAGGGUACUAAUAAUAGUAGUUGUUGUAAUCGUAAUAGUAAUAGAAGUAGUAAUAAUAGUAAUAGAAGUGGUAGUAUUAGCAACAGAAGUGGUAGUAAUAGUAACAGAAGUAUUAGCAGCAGUGGUGGUAGGACUUGGCGUGGACAGAAGUAUUUAGAGAGUACGGAAAAAGGGAAUGGAAAAAACGAAAUGUUCUCAAUAGGAACACACAAAGUUACUGCAGACACAGAUAUUAAAGUCGAAGGAAAAGAAGAAUGUAAAGUUGAAAAUGAGGACCAUUUAAAAACAACAGAGCAAGAGGAAAAUUUUCUGGACGGUUGUUCAAUUAGUAAUAAGAGUAAAAAUAAAAUUGUAAAAAAGGAAACAGAUUAUGAAGACACUAUCGCAAGUGACAUUAACAAUUUAAGUGUUAAAAGUAUCAACACAGAAGUAGGGAAUAACAUUUACGUGAACGAAGAAAUUGAUGAGAGUGAUGAUGAAUAUAAUUUAAAUACCCUUGGAAAUUUUGACCUCAAAAAUUAUGAAGAUUUCGACAUUAUAGGAUACGAUAUCAAAGGAAACAAAAUAUACAAGAAAGACGAAAAUGCCAUCGACGAUUUUAUCGAGUCUAAAACAGGAAGUAACGCAUGGAAGAAAAUAAAGGAUAAAAAAAACAAUCGAAUUAUUGAAUUAACAGACGCCGAUUUGCAGAUCAUAAGAAGCAUUCGAGAAAAUAGAGCAGCAAAAUAUAUUGAUUAUUCUAAUUAUAUAUAUGAGAAUGAUAAAGAAGAAUAUAAAUUACCCUCAAAAUUGUGUAAAAAUUUAAAGAAUAAAGGUUCCGAGGGUGAUAAAAAGAAAGUACUAAAAUUAAUGAAAUAUUUAAUAGAUAAAGAAAAACAUCCAGAAAGAUAUAUACAAAAGGAAAAUGAAGAUAAUAUGUUAUACGAUUUGUGGAAUAAUAAAAUUUAUGAUGAGUUUAAUAAUAUUAAUGAAAUUAAUUUGCCUAAUAUACUACCAGGUCAUAAAUAUAGUUAUAAUCCUCCACCGGAAUUAUUAUAUAAUUCGUCCGAAAAAAGAAAUAUUUUAAAAAAUAACAAAGAUGCAUUUAUACCUCAAAAUUUUGAGAAAAUAAGAAAUAUUGAAUAUUAUAAAAAAACCUAUUUUGAUUUAUAUCAAAGGUGUUUAGAUAUAUAUUUAUGCUCAAGGUCAUUAAAAAAUGUUUUACAUAUAAAUAAAGAAGAUUUAUUACCAAAAUUACCAUCCACAAAAUCGUUAAAACCGUAUCCUCAAUAUCCUUUUAUCAAGUAUAUUACGAAUGAGGGGGAUAUGAAUAGUAAAAAUAGGUAUUGUAAUAAUAAAAAUAAUCAUUUCAAUAGUAUAGACAUAAAUGAACAUGAUCAUAUAGUAUACAUAAUUCAGAGCAAUAAAUUGUAUAUCUUUGACAUAUUAACAUCAUAUAAUGUAGCUACAAUAGAUUUAAUGCACUAUUUUAAAUUUAAAAUGGUAAAGAAAAAAUCGUUGGAAGAUUUAUAUAACAACAUGAUGAUUAAGGUGAAUAAAUCUUAUUCAGUUGUUGCAAUUUCCUGGGGAAAUUUUAUCCUUCUUUUUCAUUAUGAAUCUUAUGUCCCUUCUAUUAGGUCAGGUAGUGAAAAUAUAGAAGAGAUAUAUCGACGCAAUGGAAUAAAAAAGAGUAAGAAUUCCAGUGGUAAUAUUAAUGGUAAAGAAUAUAAAAAUGAACAAAAUGAUGGUAAUGAGAAAGAUAGCCAUACGUCUUUGUCCAAUUUACAGGAUGAGGAGGAGGAAGAAGGAAAUUUUUCUGAGGACAAUGUUAUGGGGGAUGAAACGGACAUAGAACUGGACCAAAUAGAUGAAGGAGACAUAAGCGAUGACUCAAAUGAAAUAGAAAUAAAUAAAAACGAAGAAGUUAACGAUGAACAUGCUAAGAAGAAAUGCGUGCAGUUAAAUAGAAACAUGGUUUACUUCAAAACGAAAGGGCUACUUAGCGUAUUUCAUAAUAAUUUUAAAAAUUCAGAAGAGUAUUCUUAUUCACCGGAUAUUGACGUAAAAUGGAUUCAUAUUAAUUCUAAUGACAAAAAGAUAAAGUAUUGCGUCGGCAUAAAGCAUGAGGGGGAAAUUAAAAAUUUUUCUUGGAAUGGAAAUGGAAAUUAUUUAUCUGUGACGUGCAUGCGAAAUACUGGGCAAUACCAUUAUUGUUAUUUGCACCAUAUAAAAUCAAUGAAAUCGAUGAAGCUCAUAAAAAAAUAUAAACAUAAAAGAGGUGACAUUAUUCAAACGUUGUUCUUUCCGCGUAGCCCCUAUUUCAGCGUUGCGUUUGAAAACAGUAUAAUCAUAUAUAACUUAAAAGCCAAGACCAAAAAAGAAAGAAUUGUAAAAAAACUGAGAGGUGUGCAAAAUAUAACAUACAUGGAUGUGCACACGAACGAAAGUUAUGUAUUAGUUUCAGACGUCAGAGGAAAUGUAUUCGUUUUUGAUUUAGAUUUGUCUUCUAAUCCUUAUAAGAAGUUUCACUUGCAAGAGUGUUCUUUGAAAAAAGUUGAAUUUCAUAAAACGUAUAAUUUGUUUUAUUCGUUGAGUUCAAAUGGUACUGUGAAUUUAUUUUAUUCCAAAUUUUUUCAAGAUUAUAUAACUAACCCAAUUUUAUUACCAAUUAAGGAACUGUCAAAUGAGUCAAAGAUAGCUGACCUUGUAUGGUCAGGUAGAAAACCAUGGUUAUUUGUUCAUACGGAGGGCAAUUUUUCAGCUUUGUACACAUGA
This is a messenger RNA of Plasmodium malariae, 2826 nucleotides long. RefSeq names its product ribosome biogenesis protein BOP1, putative (gene BOP1). Gene Ontology annotation, cellular component: PeBoW complex; preribosome, large subunit precursor. The transcript has 6 exons. The coding region runs from base 1 to 2826 and encodes 941 amino acids. Gene Ontology annotation, molecular function: ribonucleoprotein complex binding; protein binding. NCBI's taxonomy places the organism in Eukaryota, Apicomplexa, Aconoidasida, Haemosporida, Plasmodiidae. Gene Ontology annotation, biological process: maturation of LSU-rRNA from tricistronic rRNA transcript (SSU-rRNA, 5.8S rRNA, LSU-rRNA); ribosome biogenesis. The record is from RefSeq and is a predicted model, not a curated record.